CAUUCUCCGCAGUCUGCAGUGGAUAUGGCGUCACUGAAAAGUGUAUGAGUCGAGAAACUUCAUCCAUGUAAAUAACGCCAAUAAGAAAGCUGUGUGAGAAGCUUUACGCAGCAAAAUAUACUGCAUAGCUUUCUUUAUAUAUAAAUAUAUUAAUCGUUUUGUUUGUUUUUUUAAACUAUGCCCCGGAAAAAGCCAUUUAGCAACAAACAAAAGAAGAAACAGCUACAAGUCAAACGGGAGAGAAAGAGAGGUGACACAGGCUCUGGGCCAAGCAGUCGCAAUGCCAGUGUGGAGCGAGGAGGAGAGCGGCAGUCAGAUACCUCAGACAGCGAGACCACUGAUCUUAGAAGAAUAAAUCAGCAGCCCUUCAACACAGAAGGAAGAUAUGACCCUAACAGGUUCCGACUGCACUUUGAGAAAGAGAGUAAAGAGGAAGUGGAGAAGAGGAAGAAGCUGGCCAUGGACAAGGUGCUGCAACAAGUGUCAGACAAAGAACUUGAGGUUGACAUCAAUGACAUCUACCCCUCAGAGAAAGGCCUUGGUUUCCCACGACGGCCGUCCUGGAAUUAUGAGAUGACACGGGAGAGCCUGCUGAGGAAAGAGGAGAAAUCGUACAGAGACUACCUGGAUGACUUGCACUCCAGAAACCCACCUGGCUCUCUCAGCCACUUUGAGCACAAUUUGGAGACGUGGAGGCAGCUUUGGAGAGUCUUGGAGAUGUCGGAUGUGAUUCUUCUCAUUGUUGACAUCAGGCAUCCGGUGCUGCAGUUCCCUCCAGACUUGUAUCACUACAUCACUGGAGAGCUACAGAAGCACGUGGUCCUGGUAUUGAACAAAGCCGACCUGUGUCCUCCACCACUAGUAAUCGCUUGGAAACAUUACAUGGCCUCUCAGUUCCCCCACCUGGAAAUAGUUUGCUUCACCUCACACCGUGGCCAGCCAUACAGCACAGUCCUCCAGAAGAAGAGGAUGAGGAGAAAGGCUGACUGGAGUUACGCUGGAGGUCCUUUAGAUAUCCUAAAGUCUUGCCAGGAGAUCACAUCAGGGAGAGUUGACCUCUCCAGCUGGGAGCAGAAGAUUCAGAGAGAUGCUGUUUCUGAGCGGCUGGACGGAGAACGGACAGAUGAAGGAGCAGAGUCUGUCUUGGUGGAGCAUCAAAGUGAUAGUGCUUUGGAGAUGAGCGGUCCAUCACAGGAACUCUACAAAGAUGGUGUUCUUACAUUGGGCUGCAUAGGUUUUCCCAAUGUUGGUAAAUCUUCAGUUAUAAACAGCCUGGUGGGAAGGAAGGUGGUAAGCGUGUCUCGAACCCCAGGUCACACCAAAUACUUCCAGACCUACUACCUCACUCCGACAGUCAAGCUCUGUGACUGCCCCGGGCUGGUCUUCCCCUCCCGUGUCAAUAAGCAGUUACAGAUUCUGGCAGGCAUCUACCCAGUGUCUCAGCUACAAGAACCUUACAGCUCAGUGGGUUAUCUGUGUGAGAGGACUCCCUUCCUUUCCAUACUGAAGCUCAAACAUCCCAGUCUGCAGGAAAAUGAAGGAAACCAGGAGUCUGAGGAGCCCAGCUGGACCGCCUGGGAUGUGUGCGAGGCUUGGGCGGAGAGAAGAGGCUACAAGACAGCGAAAGCAGCUCGCAACGACGUGUACCGUGCAGCCAAUAGCCUCCUUAGGUUGGCGAUUGAUGGCAGAUUGUGCCUCUGCCUCAGACCGCCUGGGUACAGCUGCUUGAGAGAGCACUGGGAAAAUCACCCAGACUUGCCGGAGAUUAUGGCUCUUCAAGGAAGAGCAACAGAGGAAGAAGGAACCGCAGAGAGGGACGAUGAGGAGGAUGGCGAGUCCAGCACCGAGCCAGAGGAAGAGAGAGACAGGGAUGCGGACGAUGACGAGGACGGAGAUGGGGACGAUGAAGAUGAGGGGUUCGGGCAUCCGAGACGAAGCGACGAUAAGCCAUCUGGCUUUACGGUCAACAUGUACAACGUCCUUCGGGAAAAUGAGUGCGAGUGAUAAUAGGAGAGGCAAGCAAGGAAGAAAUAGCCUGUUCCUCUGCUCUGACUUUUACCCAUCUGCCCCAGUCCACUCUUCGUUCUUCGUUUCCCAUAAACCUGCAUUCCUCCUCGUUUUUUUGUUCCACCUCCGCCUCCUCGUGUCAUUACCUUCUCUGUACAUUAACAUGCUCAAUUCUAAUCCAUUCAUAUAAAGCAUAUUCCAUGCUGUGCCUCUGCUCUGCUUCUUCUUCCUUGAAGCCUUUAUUUUUUUAAAGUGGAGCGUUUAGGAAUGGGUUUGGUUUGACUUCAGCUUCACACAUUGCAUGUAGUUCUCAGAGACAAAAUGAAGUAACUUCCCUCAGCCUGGAAUGAUCAAUCUCUUCAUAAAUGAGUGACCUCACAGCUGAGAUGCCAAAGUUUGGAAAAGUAUGAUGAAACAAAUCAAAUGCACUGUUGAUAUGAUGUCAUUCACUGAAGCAGCCAUUUGGCUCUCAGAGCAGCUGGAGAUUAAAAGAACACAACUCUAAAUCUUCUACAUUGACCACAGUGUGUCUCAACUUUGAGUAGAGGGUGUGGGAGGCGACGUGGGAAAUGUUAGGCUGUAAAACUAGAACUAAUAAAGUAAACAUUUCACGCACAGUUACUGCUAUUAUGAGUCAGUUAGAGAUAAUUUAUCUGAUCUGAAUUUACAUUAUUCUGUGUCUGAGAUUGAUGUGGGUUUUUUGGGGGGAGGGAUGGGUGUUUACACUCCUGUAUUGCUGGAUGAGGCUGUUUCAGGAAUUAAACCUGUAGUGUUUUAACUACUACAACUGUUUUCCUUAGAUGUUGAUGGGGAUUGUCAGUAUUUCGUCCAGGAUUCGGCUGCGCUUAUUCAGCAUGUUUAUAUGCUGAUGCCAGCACAGUGAAUUUUAUCCAACCGAGACUGCUUAACAAUAAUUGAAGGCAUUGUUUAACAUUUUUUUGAUUUUUACUUUUUUGCCAAAAGGUAUGUUUGAAGAUUGAGCCCUUUGUUAAAUAAAGCUACAGCUAGCAGCUGAUUAGCAAGCCUGGGACUAGCGUGACUCUGUCGAAUGCUUGUAAAAUCAGACCAUAAUUGGCCAGAAGUUUGUUUAAUCUGUUCUAAAAGCUGCAAUUUGUAAUCUUCUUUUUCUUUCUUGAUUGUUCUUGGGCAGUGGAUUCCUGCCACGAUGAAGUGUUGUGAGCAGAGUGACGAAACUCUCCCUCAUCAAUAAAAUCCUAUUAAAACUGCAA
Oreochromis aureus is the source of this 3236-nucleotide messenger RNA. RefSeq names its product guanine nucleotide binding protein-like 1 (gene gnl1). The transcript has 12 exons. Lineage: Eukaryota; Metazoa; Chordata; Actinopteri; Cichliformes; Cichlidae. The coding region runs from base 178 to 2004 and encodes 608 amino acids. Gene Ontology annotation, molecular function: GTPase activity; GTP binding. The record is from RefSeq and is a predicted model, not a curated record.